This is a messenger RNA of Bombyx mandarina (wild silkworm), 1735 nucleotides long. RefSeq names its product very long chain fatty acid elongase AAEL008004. The record is from RefSeq and is a predicted model, not a curated record. Gene Ontology annotation, molecular function: fatty acid elongase activity. Gene Ontology annotation, biological process: sphingolipid biosynthetic process; fatty acid elongation, saturated fatty acid; very long-chain fatty acid biosynthetic process. Gene Ontology annotation, cellular component: endoplasmic reticulum membrane. NCBI's taxonomy places the organism in Eukaryota, Metazoa, Arthropoda, Insecta, Lepidoptera, Bombycidae.
AAUACUAAUUUAAAUUACGAGCAAACGUAUUGUGCGUUUAUUUUUUAAAUACAUAAUAGAGUUGUGUAUGUACCUGGUUUUUUUUUAAAUAUCCUUACAACACAGAUCAGUGACUUCUUAUAGUGUUAGACAGUGACUAAUAGAAGAGAGAUUCAAAAUGAAUGGAGCUGUAGAAAACACAUACAACAUAUCGAUCGUGGAUUCAUAUCGGAAAUUCAUGGAGAGGAACAGCGAUCCGCGGACAGAAAACUGGUGGUUAAUGUCCGGCCCGGGACCACUUCUCACAUUGCUGGCGACAUACGUCUACUUCUGCACAUCAGUGGGACCUCGCUACAUGAGAGACCGGAAGCCUUAUGACUUGAAGAACCCAAUAAUACUGUACAAUGUAGUCCAAAUUCUGAUGAGUGCUUACUUGGUCUACGAGGGUCUUAUAGCGGGAUGGUGGAAUGACUACAAUUUUUCCUGUGAACCAGUCAAUUACAGUGAUGACCCCAAGGCCAAGAGGAUGGCCGCAGCAGUCUGGUGGUAUUUCGCGGCAAAAAUAAGCGAACUCCUCGAUACGGUGUUCUUCGUUCUUCGAAAGAAAAACAGGCAGAUUUCCUUUCUACAUUUAUACCACCAUUUCAUGAUGCCCAUUUGCGCUUGGAUCGGUGCAAAGUUCUUGCCAGGUGGACAUGGCACCCUACUCGGAGUUAUCAACUCUUUCAUCCACAUCAUCAUGUACUCUUACUACCUCAUCUCUGGUCUCGGUCCACAAUACCAGAAGUUCUUGUGGUGGAAGAAACAUCUUACAACAUUGCAAUUGAUCCAGUUCUGCAUAAUCUUCUAUCACAACUUCACCGUGAUGUUCAGAGACUGCAACUAUCCCAAGUUCAUCAACUUCCUUCUCUCUUUGAACGCUGCACUCUUCUUGUACAUGUUCGGAAACUUCUACUACAGAAAUUACAUCAAGCCUAAGCUGCAAAUCAACAAAACGCAACCUACCGAAAUUUCUGCCAACGGAAAAGCGAAAGAGUGCUAGUUAAAAGACUUUGUGGGCUUAUUUUACAAUCGCUAUUAGGAAAAAAACUACUAUAAGCAUGUUUAUUCUCAAUUUUACGUUAACCAAUUUUUGCUCAAUAAUCGAAAUUCGGCUACUAUCUAAAUACAUUUUAUGUAAUAUAUUUUCUUUUUUGUCUUACUAUUGAAACUUUGAAACGGUUGACGGUAUAUUCCUAAUUAUUAUUUCUAUAGCGACAACGGUCAACAAAAGCUAUAGAAAAAAAAUAGCUAACAAACAAAAAAGAAAAUGGCACUGAAUGUUAUUUGUCUUCCAAUUUAUAACCGAAUGUUAUGUAGUGAACAAAAAAAUCGUGACUGUUUUUUACGAAUACUAUAGUAAAUGAUAAAUACUCUAAAUAUACAUAUCGUUAGUACUCAAAUUAUAGUUUAAAUACUUAAAAUAGUUCAUCACAGAUACACUAAAUAUACUUAGCUAAAAUUUAGCAGAUGCCUGAUUAAUAGUCAUAAUGUGUGCCACUCAAUAUCAAGCCUUUUGAUUUCCAGCACAAUUUUAGAGCAUAUAUUUUUGCUAUAAAGAUAAUAAAAUGUCAAUAAUGGCGUUCAUAAUAUAAAAUCAUAAUAUGAAGUUCAUACGAGUGGUAAAAGGUAAUUUGGCUUAAGCGAUAUUUCCCUUAAUACGUGACAUUUUUCAUUGUAAUUAAAGGUGCGUUUUAUUUGGCAUUAGCAUCAACAG